Messenger RNA from Mugil cephalus (flathead mullet), 5028 nucleotides. It is a transcript of the gene brinp2, whose product is annotated as bone morphogenetic protein/retinoic acid inducible neural-specific 2. Bases 849 to 3296 code for a protein of 815 amino acids. Lineage: Eukaryota; Metazoa; Chordata; Actinopteri; Mugiliformes; Mugilidae. The transcript is spliced from 9 exons. Gene Ontology annotation, biological process: negative regulation of mitotic cell cycle; positive regulation of neuron differentiation. The record is from RefSeq and is a predicted model, not a curated record.
GUGAAAAGAGACGCUUUCCCGAGCUUCCUGGAGAAGCAACACCAGGCUUGACACUGAGUGAUGACCGUGGCGUAGAGAGAGAGAAUCGACAGACCGGGAAUAAAAACGCGGAAUAAAGCACACGCCGAGAAGGGAGGAGGGCGAGUUUGAGGAUACCUGCGCGUCUCCUCUCCGGCCGCAGGUGCGCUACAGCCGCUCUAAAAGGAGUUUUUUUAGAGGGGUUGCGAAGCAAGUGAGAGAAGAUAUCUUGCUGGGAUUAUUUCUCAUUCACUUACCCGGUGCCAUCUGUUUUUAUCUGAUCACUCUGAAAGCAAACUUUCCCACCUUGUUGCGACGCUCGCAGUGGCGUUCCAACUCCGUGUUUGACUCGUGAGCUUCACUCGGAGCAUUAUUCAAUUCAUGGACUGCUCGCUCGGACUGUUACUGAUCGCGGAUUACACUGGGCAGCAUCUCUAGUCUAAAGAAAGAAUUCCUGCGAACUCCCAGUUUGUGUGUUGCGACUCAAAGCGGGGUCUGUCCGGCCCGUCUUAAAUACGCGAAUGAAGAGGACAAUGUCUGGAUUAUUAGAGCCGCUGCUCAACCUGCCCAUGGGGAGAGGAGAAGAGUGAGGGAGACAGAAAGAGGUGAAAAGGGAGGAAGAGGUGAAGAAAGAGGCAAGUCGGCGGCAUUUGGCUGCCAUCCACUUAGCACCUUUGCCGCUCGGGGUCUCCAAUUUCUUUUUUACUGGAUACGCGGACAGACAUCAAGAGACGCACGGGGAGGACCUGCGUUCACACCCUGGGCCAGCGGGAGGUGACUGUCAGAAGAAAUGCCGGUCCCAGGUGCCCUAGUACAUCACCACCGGGACCAUGGCAACUGCUUGGCCAAUGAGAAGAGAGAGAUGCUCCCAUGGCUCUGUCUGCCUUGCUAGAUGGUCGGCGUCCUCCUUGAUGCUCCUAUGGUUGCCGUGGUUGUUGCUGUGGCUGCCGUGGCCCGCCCGAGCUGAACAAGUGGGCGGCGGGGCGCACGGCGGGAAGACGCUCCACAGUUCCCUGUCGUCCCCUUCAUCGUCAUCAUCAUCCUCCUCGUCCCCUUCCGGCUCCUCGCCGUGGGGUUUCAGCACGAGGCAGAGUGGAGGGCAGCUGGACUGGCUGCUGUCGGAGAAAGGACCUUUCCACAGAUGUCCAGAGUACACCGAGUUCAGAGAAAGGUUCCAGCAGGGAUUUUCUACCAGAUACAAGAUUUACAGGGAGUUCAGCCACUGGAAGGUGAACAGCCUGGCCACAGAGAAGAGAGAUUUCCUUAAAGCUCCGUUGCCCUUAGCGCCAGAGUUUCUACGCAACCUGCGGUUACUAGGGCGACGGCCAACCCUGCAGCAAAUCAACGAAAACCUCAUCAAGAAGUAUGGGACCCACUUCCUAGUUUCUGCUACCCUGGGAGGAGAAGAGUCGUUGACCAUUUUCCUGGACAAGCAGAAGCUCAACAAGAAGUCAGAAGGCAACAGCAACAGCUCCGUGGUGUCUCUGGAGCUGCUCCAUCAGCUGGCGGCUUCCUACUUCACGGACCGAGAGAGCACCCUAAGGCGACUCCACCAUCUUCAGAUUGCCACCUCUGCUAUUAAGGUAACCGAAACAAGGACGGGUCCUCUCGGCUGCAGCAACUAUGACAGCUUGGAUUCAGUUAGCUCGGUGUUGGUGCACAGCCCGGAAAAUAAGAUCCACCUAAAGGGCUUACAAGAUGUCCUGCCAGAGUUUCUGCGUGGGCGUUUUGUGGAGGCAGCCCUCAGCUAUGUGGCAUGCAACUCGGAGGGCGAGCUGCUGUGCCGCAAUAAUGACUGCUGGUGCCGGUGCUCCCCACGCUUCCCAGAAUGCAACUGUCCCUUUGCUGACAUUAAGGUCAUGGAGGAGAACCUGGAGAAAAGCAAAGAGGCCUGGAACAGCUUCAACCAAGAGUUCAUGGAAUCAGAUGAAUUCAAAGCCUUCCUGAAACGCUUGCCCACUGACCGGUUCUUGAAUGUGUCCACGAUCGCUAAGUUCUGGUCAGCUGACUUGACCCUCCAGAAGCGCUAUGUCCAGCUGGAGUCCAGCACUGCCCUGGUCCUGGCUAAAGCCCAGAAGAUCGUGAGGAAACUGUUCACCCUGAGCAAACGCUGCCCGAAACAACCCCGCAUCAGCCUGCCCAGAGAAAGGCCCGUUGGGUUUUGGCUGAACAGGGCCCAGUCUUUGCUCUACUGCAAUGAGCAUGGAGUGCUGGGCUCCUUCUCUGAGGAGGUGAAGAGUUGUACUUGCCCCGCAGAGCAGCCCACCUGCCAGGGAGUUAUUCCGUGCAUUGUGGGAACCUCCUUCACCUCCUGCUCCCUUUGCGCCACAGACAAUGCCACUCGCUGCGGAGCCUGUCACCAUGGGAACCUCCUCCAUCUUGGUUCCUGCCGACCAAGCAUCGCUGCAUCUCUGGACCACUAUCUGAACUUUGACUUGGACAUGCCAGAUGCUGAGGUGAAGUACCUGCUCCAGCGACUGGACAGCAGGAUAGAAGUCCAUGCCAUCUACAUUAGCAAUGAUGUCCGCCUGGGAAGUUGGUUCAAUCCUGCCUGGAGGAAGAGGAUGUUGCUGACAUUGAAGAGUAACAAGAAUAAGUCCAACCUCAUCCACAUGCUGAUGGGUAUUUCUUUCCAAAUAUGCUCGACUAAGAAUUCAACAUUGGAGCCAGUGCCUGCUGUUUAUGUGAACCCUUUUGGGGGAAGUCACUCAGAGAGCUGGUUCAUGCCAGUAAACCAGCCUGAGUUCCCUGACUGGGAGAGAACUCGACUGGAUGCCUUCGCCACAGCACAGUGCUACAACUGGACUCUGUCUCUGGGCAACAAGUGGAAGUCCUUCUUUGAAACCGUGCACAUCUACCUGCGAAGCCGCAUAGUCACAGAUGAUCCCACAGUGAAUGAAACCCUCUUCUAUGAGCCGUUGGAUUUGGACGAUCACACCUCCAACCUGGGCUUCAUGAAAAUCAACACACUGAAAGUCUUUGGAUACAGCAUGCACUUCGACCCUGAAGGCAUCAAGGAUCUGAUUCUCCAGCUGGACUACCCCUACACACAGGGUACGCAGGAAGCCGCCUUUCUGAUGUUGCUCGAGAUGAGAGACCGUAUUAACCGACUGUCUCCACCAGCUCCACAGCCACUGGACCUUUUCUCUUGUCUGCUACGCCAUCGCCUCAAGCUGUCGGCUGGAGAGGUGGCGCGCAUUAAAGACUCUCUGCAGAUCUUCAACUCCAAGCUUCCCAAUGCUUCCCCGGAACCCGAGCUGGCCCAGCUGUGCAGCUAGCUGGCUUAGCACCAGUUUCAGAAGUGAUAUGACUCUUGGAAAGUGGAGUUUCUGCUUCUGGGACAACCCUAGUGAAUGGAACCUCUUGGAUCCAAAUCGUCUGGAUUGACAGAACACUUUGGGUCACUUAUAACUGAUUUUCUAGUGUCACAUUUUUAUCUUUGACAAACAGUUAUGUUCUAGACUUUUGGGAAGACAGCUGAUCUGUGGACUCUCUUUCAGAGGCUGUUCUCUAUGAGCCUGGAGGCCUACUUUUGCUAUUACUGCCCUGCUUUAGGCAAACUGUGUAACGGGACGAGGCUACGAGGCUGUGUUACGCCAACAGUUACUUUGUGAUUUGGAACUUCAGAGAGACGAUGUCAUUAAGUAUACCUAAGACCUCUGCCUUGCAAAAAUAAAGAUGAUUUUGAUAUGUAAAGAGGAACUCACAAGGAGUCUUCAAAAAUGAGUUAGUAGAAGAGUAUUUCCCCUUUUCUAACCCUAUUUUCUUUGGCUACAGAACAAUCUCGGGGAAAGGGAAAUGGGAUAAUAUUAUAUGUGAUGACUGAGUUGUUAUGUUAUGCUUAACAGUUAAAUUUGAUAACCCUGAACCCCUGUUACUGUCUUUGAAUAUUUCUUUUUAAUUCCUACCUUCCAUCUUAUCUGGCAUUUGAAAACUUGUAAGUAUCUAUGCUUAACAUCUGAGUGAGAAGCCUGUUAGUGAUGUUCUGUCCUUGGUGGCGUGUCUAUACCAAAAGAAGGUAAACACAUUGGCAAAGUGAAUGGCAAAAUAUUGUAAAUGUUGAUUUUCUUUUCUUUUGAGCUGAAAUCCUUCUGACAUGAUAACAAAAAGGUCUGCGGAUAUUGCGCUGUACAUAACGCUCCAUCUAACUCCAAGUUGUGGACAAGUGCACAUUGCUUUUUAGAUAACCAAGUGCAAAGGCAAAAAACAAAACAAAAAAAAAUCUACAAAAAAAUGUUUAUAACAAAACAAACUCAUGCCUUAUAUGGAGAGUCAAUAUUAAGAUAAGAAGCACAUUUAGUUUCUGUGGUUGGUUUCCCAGCAAAAGUUGUGUUGCUUUUUAUAUUUCAAUAUUUCUACCAAGACAGAACAACAGACACAUUCUCCAGAAUCCGUGGUAAUGUAGCUUUUCGAGUUUUUUGUUUUUUUUUGUUUUUUUCAUGUAAAUGCCAGUCACACUUACAGCAGUUACUACUGAUUUUGUUUGGGUGUUGUGAAAAUUUUGAGUCACUAUUCACAGUGCACACCAGUACUUACACACUGUAAUUGUUCUGCAAAAUCCUUCUAUCUCCAAUUAGACAAAUUUACCGUAAUUGAUAGAACUUGUUGGAUUUUUAAUAUGGUUUUAAAAUGUUUUCAAUGGUUUUGUUUAGUCUCAGGUCAAUUAAACUAUGUUGGGUUUUGUUAAUUCUUUAUAUUUAAAAUGUCAGCUGCAGUUACCAAGGCAGUUGGAGUUACAAGGUUUCUGCAGGGCAGUGAUGGUGCCCUUGGGAACUGCAAACUUACCCGAAUGAUACUUGAUAUGAUUUUACAUUUGCUUCACUAAUUUCUCACUGAAAGUCAGUAAACCUUGUAUGUCAUUUUCAGCGGUUCUUCUGUGCUCAGCUUGCUUAAGUAAACACAAAGUGGUUUAUCUACUUGGGAGCCUUUUCUUUGUUUCCAAAAAAUUGUGUCCAAAAAAGUGUAAUAACAUGUGUGCUGUGAAUGAACAUACUGGUGAAUAAUACAGGA